AUGGUCAGACCAUCUUCAGCCAGCUCGGCGGCUUCGGCGCGCAACGGCGCUUCAAAGAGGAAGCGCAAUUUGCCCCUUGCCUCAACCACGACUUCAACAUCCAAGACAACAGCACCUAUCGCCAGCAAGGGCAAGGCCAAGGCGCUUCAGCUCGAGCUUGGCGCAUCAGACGAUGAAGAAUCAGGCGAGCUUGACUUGGAAUCCGAUCAAGGUGAUGUCGAUGCCUCGGACGACGAUGAACAUGACGAGUUUCCAGAAAUCGAUCUCGAAGCGAGCGAGGACGAAGCUGCGGAGGACGAGGACGAAGAAGAGGAUGACGAAGAGGAGGAAUCAACACAGCUGAGAGAUAGACAAGCGGAAGAGGGCGACUCUUCCGAGGAAGGCUACAACUCGUCCGACAUCGACAACUCCGACUUUGACAAUGACGCCGACGAGGGUGACUUCGCGUACGACUCAGCAGACGAAGACGAGCGUGCUUCCGCCUUUGCCGCUCGCAGCGACGCUUCCCAGACCAGCAUCGAUGAGGAGCUCUCACGCAUGAUGUCGCGCUAUGCGUCCAAGCCAGACGAGCAAUCCGGCUCCCUCUCCGCAACAAACAAGCUCGGCAUCCCUCGGUCCCAAGCAGCGCAAGCCUUCGAUCUGCGCGUACGCAACCCCGACGGCUCGGCCAAAGGUGUGUUCAAGCGAAGCGAGAUCACAGGCGAGAUGAAGCGAGUCUACCCUGAAAUCGAAGCCGGCUACGACUCGGAUAGCAGCACCGAGGAUGCCGAAAACAAGAUCGGCAACGUACCACUCGAAUGGUACGACGACCUCCCACACAUUGGCUACGACAUCAACGGCCGCAAAGUCAUGAAGCCAGCAACCAAAGACGAACUCGAGAAGUUCCUCGAUACCGUCGACGGCGACGGAGAGGCUUGGUUCUCGGCCCGCGACAACUCCACAGGCCAGGAUGUGCGAUUGAGCGACGAGGAGCUCGCCAUCAUUCGCAAACUUCAGAACGCCGAGAUCCCAGAUGACGCCUAUGACCCAUACGAGGAUUAUGUCGAUUGGUUCACAGGCGAGGACAAGGUCAUGCAGACGGCACUCACUGGUCGACCCGAACCCAAGUCACGCUUCGUGCCGAGUAAGUGGGAGCACAAGAAGGUCAUGAAGAUCGUCCGUGCCAUUCGCGACGGCCGAAUCGUGCCCGGUGCAGCUGCCAAGAAGGACACCAAGCCUAAAUUCUACAACAUUUGGGCUGACGCCGACGAGAACGACACACGCAGCCCAUGGGCCGUCAUGGCUGCGCCCAAGCUCACGCUUCCCGGCCACGCCGAAUCCUACAACCCGCCUGCAGAGUAUCUCUUCAACGACCAAGAGCAAAAGGACUGGCAGGAAGCCGAGCCCGAAGAUCGCAAACAAAACUACCUGCCGUCCAAGCACGAUUCGUUGCGCCACGUCGGUGCAUACCAAAACUUUGUGCAGGAGCGAUUUGAACGAUGUUUGGAUCUCUACCUAGCGCCGAGGAUGAUGCGCAAGAAGCUGGACAUCCACAACCCGGAGAACCUGUUGCCCAAGCUGCCUUCGCCUAGGGAGCUCAGACCGUUCCCUACCACCACCAGCGUCGUGUAUGCUCACCCAGAUGGCGGAAGGGUGCGUUGUUUGUCGGUAGACCCGACGGGCAACUGGCUCUUGACCGGUGGCGACGAUGGAAGGGCGAGACUGUGGGAUGUAGCCAUCGGAAGAUGUACCGCAUCGUGGGAUGUGUGCGAGGGAAUGCCAAAGGCAGAACGUUCCGCCGUCCACUCGAUCGCCUGGUGCCCCACCAAGAACUACUCUCUCUUUGCCGCUGCUGUCCACGGCCGUGUCGCUAUUAUCGCACCACCUCAGACGCAGAACUAUGCCAAGACCUCGGCCAACGCCAUCUCUUCCAAGUCUGCCUCCUCUGCGAGCGGCUCUACGGCCACCUCGACCGCGUCGUUCCUCUACGCCACCUCUGCCGCUGCGACGUCGAUGCCCAGCAAACCGGAUGCUCGCUCGCCGGUCGCCUGGACGCGCCCCUCGGAACCCGAACGUCGCUCUGGUGUCGCUAUGCAUCUCAACAUCACCUCCUCCUCGGCGAACAACCUCAAGACCGUCGUGUGGCACAGCAAGGGCGACUACUUUGCCACCGUAUGCCCCGACUCGGCCGCCGGCUCGGCAGGUUUGCUCAUCCACCAGCUCUCCAAACACCGAUCGCAGUCGCCCUUCCGCAAAGCGUCGAAGGGAUCGUCUGUGCAGAAGCUCGUCUUCCACCCGACCAAGCCGUGGGUGUUUGUCGCUACGCAACGCUACAUCCGCGUGUACGACCUCAUGGCGCAGUCGCUCGUCAAGACGCUCCAGUCCGGCUUCAAGUGGAUCUCCACGCUCGACGUGCACCCCUCGGGCGACCAUCUGAUGGUGGGAAGUUACGACAAGAAGCUCGCCUGGUUCGACCUGGAUCUCUCCUCGCGCCCGUACAAGGUGUUGAAGUACCACGCCAAGGCCGUGCGUGCGGUGCACUUCAGCACCAGCUGGAACCUCGUCGCUGAUGCGAGCGAUGAUGGAACGCUGCAGCUGUUCUACGCCAAGGUCGGCGCGGAUUACGGCGAGAACCUGGUAUUGGUGCCGUUGAAGGUGUUGAGGGGCCACGAGGUGAGGAAUGGUUUGGGCGUGUUGGAUGUCAAGUGGCAUCCCAGUCAGCCGUGGUUGUUCUCGGCGGGCGCGGAUGGAAAUGCUGUUCUGUGGACGACGUAG
Pseudozyma hubeiensis SY62 is the source of this 2754-nucleotide messenger RNA. RefSeq lists its product as hypothetical. The transcript has a single exon. The record is from RefSeq and is a predicted model, not a curated record. Gene Ontology annotation, cellular component: preribosome, large subunit precursor; PeBoW complex. NCBI's taxonomy places the organism in Eukaryota, Fungi, Basidiomycota, Ustilaginomycetes, Ustilaginales, Ustilaginaceae. The coding region runs from base 1 to 2754 and encodes 917 amino acids. Gene Ontology annotation, biological process: maturation of LSU-rRNA from tricistronic rRNA transcript (SSU-rRNA, 5.8S rRNA, LSU-rRNA); ribosome biogenesis. Gene Ontology annotation, molecular function: protein binding; ribonucleoprotein complex binding.